This is a messenger RNA of Elephantulus edwardii (Cape elephant shrew), 954 nucleotides long. Its product is annotated as putative olfactory receptor 52P1-like. The record is from RefSeq and is a predicted model, not a curated record. Gene Ontology annotation, biological process: G protein-coupled receptor signaling pathway. NCBI's taxonomy places the organism in Eukaryota, Metazoa, Chordata, Mammalia, Macroscelidea, Macroscelididae. Gene Ontology annotation, cellular component: membrane. Bases 1 to 954 code for a protein of 317 amino acids. The transcript has a single exon. Gene Ontology annotation, molecular function: G protein-coupled receptor activity; olfactory receptor activity.
AUGGCAGACAAUAUUACACAUCACUUUAUCACAUCUUUCUUCCUUAUUGGCAUUCCUGGUUUGCAAGAUUUUCACUGCUGGAUUGGCAUUCCUGUCUGCCUCCUGUAUGCCCUCACCCUUCUUGGAAACAGUAUAAUCAUUGUUACCAUCAAACUAGAUCCAAGCCUCCACCAACCUAUGUAUUUCUUCCUUUGCAUGCUAGCGAUGAAUGACAUGGCCCUUGCAUCUUCUACAGCUCCCAAGAUGCUUGGUAUUUUCUGGUUUGAUGCUCACUGGUUUGAAUUUAAUAUUUGCCUUGCACAAAUGUAUUUCAUCCAUACAUUCUGCAUAUUUGAGUCAGCUCUACUAGUUUCCAUGGCCUUUGACCGCUAUGUAGCAAUUUGCAUCCCAUUACGUUAUGCAACUAUUCUCACAACACCAAUGGUAAUCAGGAUAGGGCUAGCUGGAAUGGUCCGAGCUAUCCUUAUGGUUCUUCCAUGUCCUCUUCUAAUUAAGAGACUACCAUAUUAUACUAAAUAUAUCAUCAAUCAUGCAUAUUGUGAACAUAUGGCUAUAGUGAAGUUAGCCAGUGCCAAUACUCUCAUUAAUAGAGCUUAUGGUAUCUCUGUGGCACUUUCAGUGAUGACACUGGACCUAGGACUUAUAGCCACAUCCUAUAUCAAAAUCUUGCAGGCAGUCUUUCGUCUCUCUUCCAAGAAUGCUCGCUCUAAAGCGCUGGGCACCUGUGCUGCUCAUAUCUGCACUAUACUUGUUUCUUACACACCUGCACUGUUUAGUUUCCUAACUCAUCGCAUUGGGAAGAAAGUACCCCCAAGUGUCCAUAUAAUUUUUGCAAGUGUGUACCUUUUGGUGCCCCCCGCAGUCAAUCCCCUGGUCUAUGGUGUCAAGACCAAGCAGAUUCGUGACCGUGUGCUUGGUCUCUUCUUCCCAAAUAGAAAGAUUUUGGAAAAUUAA